Cuscuta campestris is the source of this 2005-nucleotide messenger RNA. NCBI's taxonomy places the organism in Eukaryota, Viridiplantae, Streptophyta, Magnoliopsida, Solanales, Convolvulaceae. The record is from the annotation of a GenBank genome assembly.
GGGUUGUGAUUCCCCCUUUUCCGGUCUCGUUCUCUUCCCACCAUGACUGGGCCGUCUUUCUCCACUUGCCAUAUGCGCAAUAACGGGCUUGGCCCGUCAUCUCCAUCUGAUCCACCUUUUGGGCUAUUAUGGGCCUUUAUUUGGGCCUGGAGUCGGGCCUAUCAGACCCGAUAUCCAUCACAAGCCCCCUAGUUUUCUGGCGACGUGUCGCUAGAAAACUAAUGAUGAGCCGCCUUUGGUUUUCGCGUCGGAUCAGAAACGUCGCACUCGAGUGCCUCGGGUCCAUCCUUUCAACGGAUAUAACCCCUUCUGGACCCGUCUUCUUCCUCUCGCUACUGAAUCUAACCCGACCCGAAUUCCGACCGCAAUUUCCCCACAUCUUUGCUUCUUCUCCCAAAAUGGCUCCUACAGACCCCGAAACCUGGACCCAUGGACCCUCCAUCAUCAAGGAGAACGAACUUCGAGAGGUGGCCGCGCUCCUGGGCAAGGGCUUCCGGAUCCACCAUCCCGAUGCUGUUGGGGGGAUUAGUCUAUCCCACAAUCCAAAUCCCCAGAAGUAUAUGGUCAUGCAAUAUCAUUCUGUGGAAAAUGGGUUUAGGUUGCCCCUCCACGGUCUGCUUCGCGAUCUCUGCCUCCAUUUCGAAUUUGCUCCGGGUCAAUUGACUGCCAACGCGCACAAGUAUGUCGCAUCUUUCAUCUUGCGGUGCUGCGCCCUGGACAGAAUCCCAACGUUGGAUGAAUUCCUUCUCCUCUUCAGUAUCGGUGGUUUCCCUUUCUACAGCCUAUAUCCCCACAACCAUUUCCCAAUUUUUGAAAAAGUCGAGUUCAAGCAUGAGAAAUGGUCACUGAGAUACUUCGUUAUUGAGUUCCCGGCUCACAGCCCCCUUAAUCUACCAGGUGUUGCCCUCCGCCGUUCCAUUUCCCGCACGAAAUUUGCUGCAGCAGAAUUAGGGGAGGGAGUGUAUAACGCCUUGAGAGAAAAAGAAGGUUUAAUUUCACACCCCUCCCUUCAAGACGCCCAACUAUACAAGAAGGCGGGUUUUUACCACCCCCUGGGUCCUGACCCGUUUCCAUUUGAAGGCGUGCCUUCUCCCGAGAGAUCGAAGGCUCCUUCUGCUGCAGAGUCAAAUCCGGCCAUGAGCUCUCCCGGGAAUCAAUCCCGAGGUAACUCCACUGCCUUGGCUAUCCGCAAGCCGACUGUUGCUCUGGAGGCUGUCCCCAUUUCUGCUAUCCCUGGGCUGAGGAGGCCCAUUCCGUCCCAGAAACGGCCACGAGAAGGGGUCACAGAUGAUGAUUUCCUUCCCAAGAAGCGUAGGGGUGAUGGCACUUCUGUUUCACCCAGCCCCCUGUCAACUUCUUCUGGUACUCAGAAUACCACCUCUGCUGCUGCACCCGGAGGUUUAGAGCUACCCAAUCCGGAGAGCCUGGAUAAUGAGGCUGAUGAACUUCCAGACCAAGCACCACUUAAAAUAUCAGCGGUGCAGCCUCAGCCUGAUGCAAACAAUUCCCUCCCUCAAACUGCAUCUGCUCCCCAAGAACUGGAGGAAAAAGUUGAGGGGCAGGAAGAACCAGAGUCUUCUCCUGCAACAGAGAAGGAGAUUGGAAUUCAGAAAGUGCCGGACGCCCCCUCCACGGCGGAGAAGGAAGCUGCAGAGCAAAAAGAUGCCGAGGUUCCUCCAGAGAUGAGGAGAGAGACUGAGACGCAGCAGAAUCAAGAAGAGCAGCAGGAACCGGAGGAAUGACAUCCCGCCACCGCACCUUCGGCCGUCAGUCUCCCCAUCCGGCGCAACUCGUGCAGAUCCGGGGCUUUGACUUUAUCCUUCUCUUUCGCAUGUUGUAUUUUGCUUUGUAACAUUUAGAUGGUAGUUAAUUGAUAACACUUGAUGUAUUUCCGUCCUCACAGACUCCUUUUAUUAAGCCAAUUGUUCUCCUUUUGGGAUUCUUGCUCCGCCCUAGGACUUAGCCGAUUUUUUUAUCCGCCUAGGCUUUGGGCUUAACUGCAUUC